CGAGAUCAACGCGUCACGCACGUAAGGGCUCGGAGACGUUCUCGAAAACCCCAAUGAACCAGGGUAUGAAUGCGGUUCCGCACAAUCCCGAUAGAUCUGGCAUAACAGGCGCUCGGAUUGCCACGUCGUCCACUCCAAAAGACGACGGGAAGAAAGCAGGCAGCGGCGAGCGUGGGCGGCUCUGGGAAUUAUUUUUGGGGACGUUCCCUGGUUUGGGUUACGUGGGAAUAUCAGCCUGGACGAACGCUCAGAUGUUAUCUUGGUUCUGUUUGUUCCCUCCGAAGCGUCUGUCGGAAGAUAGGACAGUGGGCUAGAUGGACCUUUGGUCUGACCCAGGAUGGCCGUUACGUAUGUUUGGGGGCACGCACCCCAAAUCCCCGCCCUCCCAAAUCUAAUGUUUUCAACUCGGUUUUGUAGAAUCAUAGAAGAUCAGGGUUGGAAGGGACCUCAGGAGGUAUCUAGUCCAACCCCCUGCUCAAAGCAGGACCAAUCCCCAACUAAAUCAUCCCAGCCAGGGCUUUGUCAAGCCGGGCCUUAAAAAUAUCUGAGGAUGGAGAUUCCAGUACCUCCCUAGGGAACCCAUUCCAGUGCUCUGUUCUUCUGCGCUUUGCUGGUAUAUCACAAGCUACGAAUUGCUAAAUCAUAAAAUUGUAGGACGGGAAGGGACCUCGAGAGUUCAUCUAGUCCAGUCCCCUGCCCUCAAGGCAGGACUAAGCAUUAUCUAUACUGGUGGUCCCCAACCUUUUCUUCUGGCGGGCACCAGACGAAGGACCGUGGCAGCGGUCGAGCGUCCGCCGAAUUUCGGCGGCAUUUCGGCGGCGACGCCUCUCGAUGACGCUGCUUGUCAGUGGCAAGCAACGUCAUCAAGCGGUGUUGCUGCUGAAAAGCCGCAGAAAUUCGGCAGCAUUUCGGCAGAUGCUCGACUGCCGGGCAGGGGGGCACUGCGUUGGGGACCCCUGAUCUAGACCAUUCCUGACAGGUGUUUGUCUAAUGUGCUCUUAAAAAUCUCCCAUGAUGGAGAUCCCACGACCUCCCUCGGCAAUUUAUUCCAGCGCUCAACCCGCUUGACAGUUAGGAAGUUUUUCCUGAUGUCCAACCUAAACCGCCCUUGCUGCAAUUUCAGCCCAUUGCUUCUUGUCCUGUCCUGAGGUUAAGAAGAACAAUUUUUCUUCAAAUAGCCUGAAAUCCAGCGUUGUUUGGACACGUGAUGUGGACCACUUCUGUUUUUAUGGCUACCAAGGUCCUAUCCUCAGAGGUUAAGAACCAUUUUUCUCCCUCCUCCUUGAAACAACCUUUUAUGUCCACGAAAACUGGUAUCAUGUCCCCUCUCCGUCUUCUCUUCUCCAGACUAAACCCACCCAACGUUUUCAAUCUUCCCUCGUCGCUCAUGUGUUCCAGACCUUUCGUCAUUUGUGUUGCUUUUCUCUGGAGUCGCUCCAAUUUGGCCACAUUUUUCCUGAAAUGUGCCGCUCAGAACUGGACACAGUCCUCCAGUGGAGGCCUAAUCAGCACGGAGUAGAGCGGAAGAAUGACUUCUCUUGUGUCUGGCUUACAAUGCUCCUGCUAAUACAUGGAUACAAGAAUGAUGUUUGCUUUUUUCACAACAGGGUCACUCCGCUGACUCGUAUUGAGGAGUUUCUGCAGUUCUCCUUCCUAGGCAGUCAUUUCCCAUUUCGUCUGCGUGCAUCGGAUUCUUCCUUCCCAAGUGGAGGACUUUGCAUUUGUCCUUAUUGACUUUCAUCCAGUUGACUUCAGACCAUUUCUCCAGUUUGUCCAGAUCACUUUGAAUUUUAAUCCUACCCUCCGAGGCGCUCGCAACCCUUCCUGGGUUGGUAUCGUCCGCAAACUUCACACGCGUUUCUGCUACUGACCGGGUCCGGAGACCCAAAGUUAUUGCAAAGCCGGCUUCAGGCGUUGCGUACGUUUCCCGACGGGCAGGAGAGCUUUCGUUGGCAUCUGUUGUUCCGGGUGGUAGCAUCUUCGCUCUCCUUUGCGCAUGAUACGGCCGGUUUAAUCUUGCACCGAAUAGCCGUGGAGACUCUCUGGAUGAAGAGGGCUUCGUGCCGAUCUAGCUUCAUCCACGGGGUCUAGCAGUGGGGAGAGGCCUGUUGAUUUGAGGGGGUCACCCCUGGCCUCGGGUGCGUGCCUCUGGGAUUGCCUAUAGAACGAAGGACCGUGGGAGGGCAGAAAUUAGGGUCUUCCCGCUGAAUGGUGCCCCUCUUAACGGGGCCUACCGCAUUGACACCCUACAUGGCCAAUCUCCUAGACAGAAAGACGAGAAAUAAGACUGGGGGGGGGAGCCCCUGGCAUGGAGGGGAAUGGGGGCCCCUGGCAUAGAGAGACGGGAACCAGACACAGGGGAGAAUAGGGGUCCCUGGUAUGGGGAGAGGGGCAGGUGGGGGGCCACCCAGAGUCCCAGGCAUGGGGGGGCAGUUUUGAGCCCAAGCAAGAGACGCAAAGGGAGGAAAAGGCAGCCAGCCCCCCUGCCCCGCACCCCACAGUGCCCCCUGCUGGGAGAAGCCGGGACUGGAGGAGCCGGGAGCUUCUCCCCCAGCCAGCCCCCUGUCCUGCACCCCACAGCGCCCCCUGCUGGGAGAGGCCGGGACUGGAGGACCUGUACUCCAGGGCAAAAUAGCCUUUUCUAAUGCCCCUUUUUCUCCUACAGUGAGCCCCAAUGCCGGUGGUGCACCCCGAGCCCCCCGACGGGGGCUGGGGCUGGAUGGUGGUGCUGGCCGCCUUCUUCCAGUCGGCGCUGGUUUUCGGGGUGAUCCGUUCCUUCGGCGUCUUCUUCAUGGAGUUUGUGGGGUACUUCGGGGAGCUGUCGGGGCGGGUGUCCUGGAUCACCUCCAUCGGGAUCGCGGUGCAGCAAUUUGCUAGUCCGGUGGGCAGCGCCCUCAGCACGCAAUACGGCGCGCGCCCCGUGGUGAUGGCCGGCGGCUUCCUCUCGGGGCUGGGCAUGAUUUUGGCUUCCUUUGCCACCAGCCUGACCCACCUGUACCUGAGCAUCGGGGUGCUCUCAGGCUUCGGGUGGGCCUUGGUCUUCACGCCCUCCGUGGCCUCGGUGGCCCGUUACUUCAAGAAGCGCCGGACGUUCGCCACAGGCUUGGCCUUCACGGGCGUGGGCCUGUCCUCCUUCGCCUUCUCCCCGCUCUUCCAGUUCCUGGUGGACACCUACGCCUGGCGGGGGGCCCUCCUGGUGGUGGCCGGCAUGUCCUUCAACCUGGUGGUGUGCGGAGCCCUCAUCCGCCCCCUGACCCUCAAGGAGGACCUGGCCGGCCCCGGGGACCCCGGCGAGAGCUGCCUGGGGAAGCUUUCCACCCUCUUUGGCCUCCCUUUGCUGUCCCACUGGCCCUUCAUGAGAUUCGUCCUGGCCGUGACCUUGAUCAACACCGGCUACUUCAUUCCCUACGUCCACUUGGUGGCCCGAGCCCGGGAGCUGGGCUUCGACGAGUACCAGGCCGCCUUCCUCAUGUCCGCGGCGGCCGUGGCCGACCUGUCUGGCCGCCUCCUCUCGGGUUGGCUGGCCGACUGCCGGGCUUUCCGCCUCACCCACAUCUUGGUGGCCUGGUCCUCCCUGACUGGCAUCUCCUUGGCGCUGGUGCCUCUGGGACGCGGCUACCCGUUGCUGAUGGCCAUCAGCGUCUGCUACGGGUUCUUCUCCGGGGCGCUCACCCCCGUGGUCUUUUCCAUCCUGCCGGAAAUCGUGGGCAUCGGGCGGAUUUUCGGCUCGAUGGGGCUGCUGCAGAUGAUGGAGAGCAUCGGCGGGCUUCUGGGAGCGCCGUUCUCUGGUUGGCUGCGGGACGUGACUGGGAACUACACGGCCUCUUUCUUGGCAGCUGGGGCCUUCCUCUUGGCCGGGAGCCUGGUUUUGGUCACUCUACCCAACUUCUUCUCCUGCCUGGGCUCCUCCUCUCCUGCCUGCACCCAGGUGGAGGCCGGGACAGAGCCGGCCUCUGGGGAACAUUCCUCCCAGGACAGAGACUGUCUGGCCAGAAGCCAAGAUCUCAGGGAGCCAGCGUGACUGCAAGGGGGUGCUGGCAGUGCCAGCCAGUGGCUGGGUGAAGGGCGGGGGGGAACCAAGGAGGGACAGCUCCACCCCACCCCCCACAGCUCCGUUGGGACCCCUCAAUCCAUUAUCACAGCCUGGGGCUUCUCCUGUCCCGGGGGUCCAAUCCCCUGUUUGUAUCCUCUGAUCCCUGGGGCGAACGUCUUCACUGGGACCAUAACCGGGUUCUGGAAGGGCUAAUGCGGUAGAUUCGAGCCUGGGGAGGGGUCCUAGGGUUUUGUCUGUCUUCCCACCACCACCACCCUCUUCAACAUCUCGACCUAGAAGGAUGUUCCUUCGCAGAAAUAAGCCACUUCACUACCACCCUUGCCCUCCUGGAUUCUCCUCCACUCCCUCCCACGGGCUCCAGCUCCAACCUCCCCCAGGCCUGCUGGAAGCUUAGGUCCAUAAUGCGGGGAGGACGCUGAGGAAGGGAGGGAGACCCCAGUGCGGAGCAGAAAUUGGAUCAGAGCCUGGGUCUAACGCAAAGAAUGUUUUAUGAAGGGGGAUCGGGCUGCUCCGUUCAUUUGGGGAAAUACAGCACUGACCCAGCGAGGGCAGGUGUAUGCAAACGGGGAAGUAAAAGGCCCCAUCCCGUAAUCUCAUGGGCAGCAGGCCCCUGCCUCAGUUUCCCCACUUGCUGCUGGGAAUGGCGGGCAGGAAAUGGACACUCAGCUUUGCACCCCACUCCGGGGGCAUGAGGGAUGUCCCAGAGCCCAGAAAUGCAGUUACCAAUGUAAAAACACCUCCCGCCCCCCCCCCCGAUUUAUGGAUUUUGUGCUGCUAGAUGUGUAAUUAGACGGGUGUGGCUGGGGAAGGGAACGGGGGGGUCUCAGUGGGCAUCGUUUACCCUCCAAAAGGUAGGAUUUGGUGAUUUAAAAUGGUGGAGGGGUUUAUAUAGAGAAAUGACGGUUUUGAGGGGGGCAAAAUGGCGGUUUCGAGUGCCGCCUUUUCUGGAACAGAGCUGUGUUGGGGGGGGGGGAAUUAAAACCAGACAAUUCCUCUGGCA
Mauremys mutica (yellowpond turtle) is the source of this 5054-nucleotide messenger RNA. Its product is annotated as monocarboxylate transporter 13-like. The record is from RefSeq and is a predicted model, not a curated record. The coding region runs from base 2675 to 4021 and encodes 448 amino acids. The transcript has 4 exons. Gene Ontology annotation, molecular function: monocarboxylic acid transmembrane transporter activity. Gene Ontology annotation, biological process: transmembrane transport; monocarboxylic acid transport. Lineage: Eukaryota; Metazoa; Chordata; Testudines; Geoemydidae.